Messenger RNA from Vigna unguiculata (cowpea), 2653 nucleotides. RefSeq names its product potassium transporter 1 (gene KT1). The record is from RefSeq and is a predicted model, not a curated record. Gene Ontology annotation, biological process: potassium ion transmembrane transport. Gene Ontology annotation, molecular function: potassium ion transmembrane transporter activity. Lineage: Eukaryota; Viridiplantae; Streptophyta; Magnoliopsida; Fabales; Fabaceae. Gene Ontology annotation, cellular component: membrane.
UGAAUGCAUUUUGCAACUUCUUUGGACACACACACCACUUGCAUUUUCUACUACUUCAGUUCUUCUACUGUUCAUUUCCUUCAUUCUCCAUCUUUUAUUUCUAUAUAUUAUUCCCUGUCUCAUCAUAACUGACCUCAUCUUUGCUUCUGAGUCAUUCUCACUUUUCCUUCUCUUUCAGCCAUGAACCCAUCUGAAGAAUUUCUGGAACAUGGAAUGUCUCAGCAGAAUUUAAAGAGAACUUCCUGUGCAACUGUGCUCACUCUGGCUUACCAAAGUCUUGGAAUAGUUUAUGGUGACCUCAGUACUUCUCCUCUUUAUGUUUACAAGACCACAUUUUCAGGGAAAUUGAGACUCAAAGAAAAUGAUGAGGAGAUUUUUGGCGUGCUUUCGCUUAUCAUCUGGACAUUUACCAUCACUGCUCUCUUCAAAUAUGUUUUCAUUGUGAUGUCUGCUGAUGAUAAUGGAGAAGGAGGAACUUUUGCAUUAUACUCACUUCUCUGCCGGCAUGCAAAACUAAGUAUCUUACCUAAUCAGCAAGCUACGGAUGAGAAAUUAUCUGCUUAUACCACACAAGAUUCUGAAGAAACAUGGCUUUCUUCUCAUUUGAAGUUGUUCAUUGAAAAGCACCCAAGGUUCCAAAAAGGACUGUUGAUCUUUGUUCUGCUAGGAACCUGUAUGACAAUUGGUGAUGGUGUGAUUACACCUGCAAUAUCAGUUUUUUCAGCAGUUUCUGGAGUUCAAGUUAAGAUCAAAGAACUCCAUGACAAUUAUGUUGUCAUAAUCUCGUGUGUCAUUUUAGUGGUACUUUUCUCCAUUCAACAUCAUGGGACACAUAGAGUUGCUUUCAUGUUUGCCCCAGUAGUUGCUGCAUGGCUUUUGUGUAUAAGUGGUAUUGGUAUCUACAACAUAUUCCACUGGAACCGGCAAAUAUACCGUGCACUUUCUCCAUUCUACAUGUUGAAGUUCCUCAAAACCACUGGCCUUGAAGGUUGGAUGUCACUAGGUGGAGUUGUGCUUUCAAUCACAGGAGUGGAGGCAAUGUAUGCUGCUUUGGGUCAUUUUUCUGCACUCUCAAUAAAGGUAGCUUUCACAUGUCUAGUGUAUCCGUGCCUGAUUUUUGCAUACAUGGGAGAGGCUGCAUUUCUCUCUAAGCAUCAUCAUGCUAUUCAGGACAGUUUCUACAAAGCCAUACCAGAAACUGUAUUUUGGCCAGUUUUCAUAGUUGCAACUUUUGCGGCCAUUGUUGGAAGUCAAGCAGUGAUUUCUGCCACCUUUUCCAUUGUAAGCCAGUGUUGCGCAUUGAAUUGUUUUCCUCCGGUUAAGAUUGUUCACACUUCAAGCAGAAUAUAUGGACAGAUUUAUGUCCCAGAAGUGAAUUGGAUACUAAUGUGUCUUUGUUUAGCUGUCACAAUUGGCCUUAGGGAUAUAGACAUGAUGGGUCAUGCAUAUGGGCUGGCUAUAACCACUGUAAUGUUUGUGACAACAUGCUUGAUGACACUAGUAAUGGUCAUUGUUUGGAAGCAGGGAAUAAUAAAAGCCAUUAUAUUUUUGGUACUGUUUGGAUCAAUUGAACUGCUUUACAUCUCAGCUUCUUACUGCAAAAUACCUGAAGGAGGAUGGAUCCCCCUUGUGCUAUCUUUUGCUUUUAUGAGUGUAAUGUUCACAUGGAACUAUGGAACAAUGAAGAAACAUGAAUUUGAUGUGGAGAAUAAGGUUUCAAUGAGCAAGAUACUGUCCUUAGGACCUUGCUUAGGCAUGGUCCGUGUCCCAGGAAUAGGAAUCAUUUUCAGUAAUCUGGCUUCAGGUGUCCCUGCUAUUUUUGGUCACUUUGUCACAAACUUGCCAGCAUUCCAUCAGGUGUUAGUUUUUGUUUGUGUCAAAUCAGUUCAAGUCCCUUGUGUCAGUGACAAUGAACGGUUGAUCAUUAGCAGAAUUGGCCCAAAGGAGUACCGAAUGUUCUGUUGCAUUGUCAGGUAUGGUUACAAAGAUCUGCAACAAGAAAACUACAAUUUUGAGAAUAAACUGGUAAGUGCAAUAAUCCAAUUUGUAGAAAUAGAAGAGAGUGAUCCUGCACCAACCCCAGAAGAAUUGUGUAUGGAUGGUGGAAACUUAAGUAUGGAACACCUUGCUGUUUCACCACACACUUUGAAUAAUUCAUGUUACAUAGAGAAAAGCUUCCCAUUUUCAUGUGUUUUACGUGUGAAGAAGAAUGAAAAUGAUCAUCUCCAAGAGUCUCCUUAUAAAGAUGAAUCUAUGCAGAUUUUAAGAGCGAAGGAGUCUGGUGUUACCUAUAUACUUGGUCAUUCCUAUGCAGAGGCAAAGAAAUCAUCCUCUAUUCUAAAGAAAUUUGCCAUUGAUGUUGUUUACGCUUUUCUGAGCAAAAAUUGCAGAGACCCUGAUGUUUACUUGAACGUAGCACAUACUUCUCUGCUAGAAGUUGGUAUGGUUUACCAUGUCUAGCUCUAACAAUUUCAAUUUGCUUAUAAGAACAUAGUCAUUUUUGUAAAUGUUGUUGGUUAAGAAAACAUUGACAGUGACUUCUGCAAAGAUGUUAUCCAGAUGUAUCAGUUGUAGAUUUUACACCAUUGAACUCUAGGUGUUCAUGAUUCUGUAUCUAAGAAACCAAUUUAAAAAUUUGUUUCAUACAAGAAAA